Molecule: messenger RNA, 885 nt
Organism: Daldinia decipiens
Lineage: Eukaryota; Fungi; Ascomycota; Sordariomycetes; Xylariales; Hypoxylaceae
Exons: 2
Coding region: 231-503 (90 amino acids)
Source: RefSeq, a predicted model, not a curated record
CUACGCCAUCAAAUCCCACUUCUUUGUCCGGAUUCUGAAAGUUUUUGCAUACUUCUCUCGGUGACGUAGUUUGGAGUGUGGCGGCUCUUGAGAGAGCUAUAAGAACACGCAUAACCGCGUGGAGUAUAAGCCACAACAUUAUUAUUAUUAUUAUUCAAAUUACAUCUUACUUCGGAUAGACAAGCGAUAUUUACUUAUAAAAUAAACAGAGUUAAAAUUAAAUAGCUACCAUGGGUCUCGCAGCGGGUGUUGGUCACUUCUUCCAAUCAAUCAUCGAAGUGAUCCAAGGUCUCUUAGGAGCUGUCAUCAACUUCUUUCAAUGGAUCCUCAACUCGAUUAUUGGUCUAUUCCAAGCCUUUAUCAACUUCGUUGAAGGCACUCUUGGCUUCGCAAUUCACAAUUUUUUCAUUUUGGGUACCUUGGCCGCGGCUGUAUUCGCAUAUCUCCUCUACUCUCAGAGGCAAGGCACCACUCCUCUUAGCCGGGCAAUCAAGAACAAAUGAAAUUAGUGUAUCGAAAAGGGGUUGAACUUGGGCGCCUCGGAUAUCAUUAAGCGAGCUAGGAGCCAUGAUUGAACGAUUACGUCAGGGGUAUUGUGCUCGGGCGUUGGGGAUACUGAUCCUUUGGGUUAACGAUAAUUUGAGUUGGUACCAACGAUAUUUGUACUAUAUAGAUGCAUCUACUUCGAUGUAAGAGACAACAAGUCAUCUACUAUAUGAGCGCUUCUCUGGGAUAUCCUAACAACUUUGCAAAUGCUAUAAUUGUCUACCUAUUCACAUUUUAUUUAUAGGUCUAUAAGAGUUGGCGUUAAGCAGCCCCUGUGAUUUCAAUACCCUAGAUAUCUCAUAAAUGAUUUUGAGUAACUUGAAUACAGGCAUUAGUAGG